UUCAAUUUCCGGUACGAGGUAAACAAUUUUUUUAAGACAGGUGUUACUUGAAAUGACAGUGACUGAUCCACUUUCCUGUGGUUAGUAUCGAUGAUGAUACACCUCUGUAGUCAUGUAGCAUGCGUGAAGUGCCAGCUGAGAUAUCGCCUUUCUACUCCAGUUAUCUGUGAUUUGUAAUGGAACGGACUAGGGUGUGACACAUCAUGGCAACAUGUAUGGGCGAGGUGUUCACCUGGUCCCUCAGAAACCAGACAGCUUUGCCAGAUGAUGUUGUUGGUAUCCAUACCUACCAUGACAAAACACAAGCUGCAUCCCAGGGCCAGCUGUACCUGGAGGAGAGACAACAGCACUCAGAAGGUCAGGACAUAGCAUGGACACCAAAGAACAAGAGACCAGAGAAGCUACGAGACACGCUGAAGGAGCUAGAGGACCUGCUGUCACACCACAGACUAGUACAUGUCCGAUGGAGAAGUCGAAGGAUCCUCCAGGUUGUCCUGAGUAACUUGGUCAGUGUGACCUAUGUUCUGAGUGGACACAGUGGCGACCUUGACAAGAUCUUCCUUGACAAAUCUAUGAUGACCAAGGUCAACACAGAUGCAGCCUCAGAUGCGUACCUUUGUGAACAGUUCCUGAUUACAGUGUAUCCAGACCGUAACAAGCUGGACUACGCCUACUUUGUCAAAAGACCUCCUCUAGGGGAGACAAUAAAACGUCUAGAAAAACUCUCUACCUGGGAACCCAAGGUGUCUCAGGUAGAAAUUCCAGGCCCCAUCGGAAGACGUCUGGACCGGAAGCUGUCAGUCAACACACGGCAAGAUACAGUGUUGGUGUGGUGGACAGCGUCCAGUGAGGAGGCGUGGCCAUGGAGUCCGAUGAAUACUGACAAGGAUAGGGCCAACCUUGUGCUUUACUCCAUACAUGGCCCUAACAUAGGACUUUUGACCUUUACCAGGUCGGAGUGUGACCCUAUACAUGCAGGAUUCAGUGACCUGCAGCCACACAGAUUUUUUACAGUGGAACAAGCAAUGGGAGCAGGCUCUGAGACAUCAGCUCAAAGCUGUACCUACGAGAUUAUACAGGGCAAGAUUCAGAGGACCAAUGUUACAGCUAUACAGUUGAAAGGUCAUCUGACAUGUCAGGGUCGUAACCCCAGUGAGGACAAACUCAUUCUCGGCUGUGGUGAUGGAUCUGUGGUCCUGAUUGAUGAUCACAGAAAGACUUCAUCAGCAAGGCGGGCAGAUUUGAUCGCUGCUGAUGUAGCCUGGCACCCCACAGGGACUGUUUUCUUCCUGAUCAGUGUUCGGGGAGACAUACAGGUACUUGACUUGGCCUUGACCUCAUUGAGAAUACAGCUGGUGUCAGAGGAGCCAAGCCCACAGAGAGUUCUUCCCCUCAGCAAGCUCUUCAGGGUGCCUGUGACUGUGAAAGAGCUGUGCUGGUGUUUGUCUGACCCCCAGUCAGCAGAAUGGAACGGUGAUUACACGGACGCCAUGUUUAUACACUGUGAUAGAGGCCCGCCCUGCCUGUUCCUGUUCCACCUGGGAGUGGUCAGUAGGGAGCGGUUCUCCUGUCUGGAGCUGCUGAAGGAGUACAUCAAACACAACCAGAUACCAGAUGCUAUUUUACUGCUGGAGAAUAUGAACUGGGAUACCCAUGGAUCCGUGUGUUACUCCUGUCUGUCAGCCAUUGUCAACCACCUGCUGCGUAAACCCCUCAACGUGGAGCGGGAGGGCCAGUUAGAAGUGAGUCUAGGGACGUUCUACAACCCCAAGCGAGCACUGUCCGAGUCCACCAUUAUGGAUUUCAGAGACCCUAUCAGCCGACUUGCUCGGAGAUUCUUCCAUCAUCUACUCCGGUACUCGCGGUUUGACAAGGCGUUUCUACUGGCAGUGGACAUCGGGGCCAGAGAUCUGUUCAUGGAUAUCCAUUACAUGGCCCAAGACAAGGGGGAGGUGGCUCUAGCUGAGGUCGCCAAACGCAAGGCCGACCAGAUUGAAACAGAGGCUUUAGAGUCAUUUGACGGGCUGGAUGACGACCUCAUAUUUAACGGCCUUAAUAACCAGGUGCCAAACAACCACCAGGAUGGCGGGCAGGUGUUAAACGGACAGGAUUACAAUCAGAGCCCGCAGUCAUGGCAACCAGACUAUGCUUAUACACAGGGCUACCGCCCCCAGAACGCCAACACAGGUACAAACAGGUACCUGCCGUACCCAGACGAUGUGGGAGUGGAGUCUGACCUCAUUCAGGACUACACAGAUGCCCUACGUAUAGAUGACCCAUCCUGGAUCCACUCAGCAGGGUUACAUCCCCAUCAACAGGAGGAGUCACCAAAUCCUGAGACUGAAGAGGAUGACAGCUCUGCCAAUGUGAUUCAUUUUGGAGUUGUGUGAUACUUUAGGAGAACAGUAAUACCACCAUAUCAGUGUUAGAUCGUCAAUGAAUUGUUUGUCAGCGUGAACAUUUUCUUUCUGACAUUUUGAUUUAGCUGCCAAAUUUAGUUUCAGUUCUAAACAAAAUGACUGUUGUUUAUUAAAAUUACAACUGCACUGAUUACAAUCAUUACAAAAAAUGAAAUUUAUUAUAAAUCCUGGUAAUGGAGUAUCGGAAAUGGGUUGUUCGACUUGUAUAUCACCGUUGAUCUACAGAGUGCCAUGCUGGAAAAGUUAAAUGCACCCUACGGAUGUCAUGAUACCUAUGCCUUAGAUACUGUGAGACUCAAAAAUCAUCAGAACAUAUCACUGGAAACGGAAUAUGUAAUAUUAAUGUACAUUCAUUUUAUACAUCCUUGUUACUAGGUCCAUCUGACCAACAAAUAUUUUUAUUAUUAAAUCAGGAAAAUGAAAUAUAUCCAUCAAACAAAAAAGAUG
Molecule: messenger RNA, 2867 nt
Organism: Mizuhopecten yessoensis (Yesso scallop)
Lineage: Eukaryota; Metazoa; Mollusca; Bivalvia; Pectinida; Pectinidae
Product: WD repeat-containing and planar cell polarity effector protein fritz homolog
Exons: 28
Coding region: 204-2390 (728 amino acids)
Biological process (GO): establishment of protein localization; cilium organization; nervous system development
Cellular component (GO): axonemal basal plate
Molecular function (GO): protein binding
Source: RefSeq, a predicted model, not a curated record